AACAAGGCGCCAACUCUUUCAACCACCUCGGUAGCUUGCUAGCCAACAUAAAGCUGAACGAUUCGGGCUUUAGACCAUGUUUGUGUACAUUAGAUAAUCUCUGUAUUUUAAACACUUUUCUGGUGACUUUUCAACUGGUUAACUUUAAUCUAAUUUGCUUAUUCAUUUUGCAAACGUGUUGAAUAUAACGUUACUGAGGUUAGCACAUGGCUAGUUGCUAAUGCUACCUAGCUAGAUAACAUCCCUGACCAUGAGCUCACUGAACUUCUCCCCUGGUAAAGAAGAGGAGAAAGAAUCUUUCAGAAUGAAAAAGGAGGACGAGGAGGCUGUUAUAGUGAAAAAAGAGAAAGCACCUUUUGGAGAGGAAGAGGAUGCUGUCUCAAUAAAGGUGAAGAAGGAAGACGUCUUGGGAGUGAAAGAGGAGGAGACAGAAUAUCCGAUUAACACCAGAGAGAGACAUGAUUAUGGUGGAUCCUCUGGGGAGCCUCAACAACAUCCUGAUGCUGACGAGGCAGAGAAGAGUCUCUCCAGAUCAGAACACCAGAUGGACAACACUAGCCCUUCCUCCCUCCCGGAGUCCCUGUAUCGUGCCUCUCUUGGUAGCACGUUACUGCUGGGUAUGAAGAGGUUGUCUGUGCUGCUGGUGGACUGCAGGAAAACAACAGGACUGAGUGGAACUGUUAGAGGACGACAAGAGAAGGAAGGAUCAGAUUUAGCUCAUCAAAGAGGAAAACCAAACUCGGAGGAACCAGAGACGUCCAAACCAGCAAGACGACACCUCUGCUCUCAGUGUGGAAAGAGUUUUAUCAAGUUAGGAAGCCUAAAAGCUCAUGAGCGAAUACACACAGGGGAGAAGCCUUACCAUUGCUCCCAUUGUGGACAGAGUUUUAGCCAGUUAGGAAGCCUGAAAGCUCAUGGCCGAAUACACACAGGGGAGAAGCCUUACCACUGCUCACAUUGUGGAAAGAGUUUUAACCGCUUAGGAAGCCUAAUUGCUCAUGGGCGAAUACACACAGGGGAGAAGCCAUACCAUUGCGAACAGUGUGGAAAGAGUUUUAACAAGUUGGAUAACAUGAAAUCUCAUGAACAAAUACACACAGGGGAUAAGCCUUACCACUGCUCCCAGUGUGGAACUAAGUUUACCAAGUUGGGAAGCCUGAAAAGACAUGAGAGGACACACACCGAAGCAAAGCCUUUCCAUUGCGCCUUGUGUGGAACGAGUUUUAACCAUUUAGGAAACCUGAAAAGACAUGAGAGAAUACACACAGGGGAGAAGCCUUUCCAUUGCGCAAAGUGUGGAAAGAGUUUUAGCUUGUUAGGAAACCUACAAUCUCAUGAGCGAAUUCACACAGGGGAGAAGCCAUACCAUUGCACACAUUGUGGAAAGAGUUUUAACCAGUUAGGAAACAUGAAAUAUCAUGAGCGAAAUACACACGGGAGAAACCAUACCAUCGCGCUCAGUGUGGAAAGAGUCCUACGGAGUUAGGAAAGCUGAAAGCUCAUGAGCACACCUUACAAAUGUCACUUAAAAGGCAUGUGAGAAUCCACAGAAAAAUAACUUCUCCUAGUGUGUAAACUGAUUUCACAUCACCUUAAAGUUCAUCAGAUAACAUACACAGUGCUCCCAUUGUCUUCUAUUGUUGACUGAGAAUGUGUUUACUUGUUUAUACCAUAUAAAAUGAAAUUCAAUUGUAAAAAAAAAUAUACUGUAAAAUAUAUUUGUAUGUCUUUGUUAGAAACUAUUCAUUGAAUAUGGAGUAUGUCAGUUUGAAUACAGAGUAAAUCAGAUUCCAUGUGUCCAAUGGUCCUUUUUUAAACUCCAUGUGUGUGUUUUUCUGGGUGUGUCAUUCCUCCAGCACUACAGAUAAUCAAGUGAUAUUUGGAUGUGAUGCAUUUGCUCCAUUGUUCACAUUUGCAUCGUUUGCCCACUGAUGAUUUAAUGACAUGAAAAAGUACACUGAC
Oncorhynchus masou masou (cherry salmon) is the source of this 1962-nucleotide messenger RNA. RefSeq names its product zinc finger protein 879-like. The coding region runs from base 251 to 1486 and encodes 411 amino acids. Gene Ontology annotation, molecular function: DNA-binding transcription factor activity, RNA polymerase II-specific. The transcript is spliced from 4 exons. Gene Ontology annotation, biological process: regulation of transcription by RNA polymerase II. The record is from RefSeq and is a predicted model, not a curated record. Gene Ontology annotation, cellular component: nucleus. Lineage: Eukaryota; Metazoa; Chordata; Actinopteri; Salmoniformes; Salmonidae.